Messenger RNA from Anopheles gambiae (African malaria mosquito), 918 nucleotides. It is a transcript of the gene Dtd, whose product is annotated as D-aminoacyl-tRNA deacylase. Lineage: Eukaryota; Metazoa; Arthropoda; Insecta; Diptera; Culicidae. The transcript is spliced from 3 exons. Gene Ontology annotation, cellular component: cytoplasm. The record is from RefSeq and is a predicted model, not a curated record. Gene Ontology annotation, molecular function: D-tyrosyl-tRNA(Tyr) deacylase activity. The coding region runs from base 286 to 879 and encodes 197 amino acids. Gene Ontology annotation, biological process: tRNA metabolic process.
UUUCAUGAUUUAUUCAGGGUUUCUUACAUACUUUUGAAUCGUUCCCUCAAUUAUUGAUAUCGUCUCAUUGGGCAGCAAUACAAUUAAACAAAAACAAAUGGAUAACGCCCUAUAAAUCGUGGGAACGAAGCAAAAAACUAUUAAAAGCAACCAAAAAUGUUUGGGAAACCAUCAAAACACGUUUGGGAACCCUGUGUUGUUUUGCAAAUCAGCCGGCAUCGCCUGGAGCUCGCACGCUGGCCACAAUUUCCGCAGUUUUUUGUGAAUAAAACAAAUUAAAUCGCUAUGAAAGCCAUAAUACAGCGUGUAACGUGUGCGAAGGUAACGGUGGGCGAUGAACUGGUGAGCUCGAUCGGUCGUGGCUUGUGCGUGCUGGUCGGCAUCUCUUCCGACGACAACGCCAACGACGUGGAGUGGAUGGCACGGAAGUUACUUAAUUUGCGGCUGUUUGAGAACCCUUCCACCGGCAAACGAUGGUCGGAAUCGGUGGUGGAUCUGCAGCUGGAGAUGCUGUGCGUCAGCCAGUUCACGCUGUACCAUCGGUUGAAGGGCAACCGUCCCGAUUUCAGUCGAGCCAUGCAGGGACCGGAGGCGCAGCAGCUGUACGAAUCGCUGCUGCAGAGGAUGCGGAACGAGUACGCGACGGAGCGCAUACUGGAUGGGCGGUUCGGGGCGAUGAUGCAGGUGCACGUGGUGAACGAUGGGCCGGUUACGCUGGAAAUUGAAUCUCCGGUACCGAGCGAAUACGAGCGGCAAAAGCUGCAGCGAGCGUGCGAACGGAAUGCGAAAUCGGACAAGCCGGUGGGGAGGAAGGGCACGGAUGGUGGUGCUGAGGGUACGAGUGGAAAGGUUAGCAAGGAAUCGGAAAGCAGUUCAUGAACACAGUGCUUUAAUAAAAUAUAAUUUUAUUGCCAAUUA